AUGGCGGCACAUAACGAUCAUCUCUCGAUGGAUGCGCAGCCACAACUACCUGAAUCUUCCGCUCAAAACGAGCCGUCCACCUCCUCUCCACCACAGUACAACCCUUUUCGUCGUGCUUAUGGCAGCUUUUCAGGUGGUGCCGUACUCGCUCGUCUCACCAGCUCCACUUCUUUACGCGUACACCAUCCUAACACAACCAACAGCAGCAGCAUAGACUCGAACACACAACCAAGACCUUCUAUCGGCCAUCGCAUCUCUUCUCGCUCUCGCAAGUCUGCCGAGGCAGCCCAUCUCGCAGAGCUCAGCAAGCCUAAUGGCAAGUUUCAGAGUGGAAUCAAGUGGCAUUCGCAACAAACACCCGAACCUUGGAUGGAGGCAAGUCAUUCAACAGCAUUGACAGCCGAGCAGAGGGAGUUGGGCAAGGAGUUGCAAGAGCAAGCUGCAUUGGCGAGUGGUAGUACAGCUGCUGCACAAGCUCAUGCCAAUGCGAGCGGACUAGGAACUCCCAUCUUUGGAAAUGCGAACAAGGGCGCAGAUUCCAGCAGAUCCGGAUCGCCAAAGAGUCUAGAUGCUCGCCUGCCGACAGUCUCACAAACCAUCUCGGCCAUCCGAAGCAGUGGCAUUCAUCCCGAGAUUCUCGCUGGGAUCAGCUCGUCCAACACAAGCACGAUGCAAUCCGACUCGCCCAAGCCGGUGGAGUCUACCGUUGAACCGAGUGGUAUGACAAGUUCAGAGGAGGCUAUCCUCAGUGGUGGCGAUGGUGCUACACCCUCUUUGACACCACCGCCAGCCAAGAGCAGGGAGCCUUCUCAGUCCGAGCAAGGCGGUAUCACGGGCGACAACCACAUGGUCGCACGCGCAGCUCAACUCGUACUCGAGGCAGCAAGACAGCAGGCACGCGUCGAGACAAGGAGGAAAGGCAAGUCAGCUCCUGCUUCGCCUAAACGUAUCGGUGCCAGCCUCUCCCCCAUUUCCACAAGCACCGCCGCGGACCAACCUGCCGCACAGCAAGCACCAACGGCAGAGACGACAGAUCAGCUUGAACGCACCCCUUCCCAACGAGCACGCUCCAAGUCGGAUGCCGGUGACGAAACGCAGGUCAAGCGCAGGAAGAGUUUUCUUCGUUCCAUGAGCUCACGUUCGCGUCGCAACAAGAGUGAUGCCAACGGCAACGCAUCCGAAGACGGGUCGGAAACGCCCACUCCUUCCUCCAACAGUCCCGCUAAUGCUUCUGGCACGAGCUCGGGCACUGUCACUCCCGGUGGUAGGAGAAGGAGAUAUGUCGACACCCGAGACUUGGACUUGUUGGCCAGAGAGCUCGCCGCAGAAGCGAUCGCCGAGCAGAUUCCUCAGCCUCCCUUUGCACGCCCUCCAAGUGGCAGUUCAUCGCCCCUUCGAUCCAAAGCUGGUGUGGCGGCCUACAACGACCCUCGUCGACGAUCUUUCCCAAGCAUUCUUGAGGACGCACCGCUGCAAGAUGAUGGCAUCACUCUCGCUCCAACGAUUAGCGGUAAUGGGUUGAAGCAAAUGACUCCGCUGCAUGAUGGACUAUCCAAUGGGCGCACGCGACGGGCCGACAUGGCAGCUGUCGGAUCGUCUGGCUUGCCUGCCGAUCCGACCAACGGCAUGGUUCCAAAAGAGAUGUUUUUGGGUUUGGGCGGCUCGCCCUAUCCCAGCAUCUCUCCUCCUGCUCCAGCGAUGCGAGCCUCCGGCAACGCUCUGGACACCAUGGACCCAUUUGGCAUCCCGAUCACACAGCAACCUUCACCGUUCGACGCAACCAUGGCAUACGCAAACAAGACGCACGUCUACCACACUCCGAACCAGGUCGCUGUCUCUCGCAGCCUUUCUGGAGCAUCCACAUGGAGUGCCUCCCAGACCUCGCCCAAUGGUAGCACCAAGCAUCGCCGCCCCGUGUUGACCAUGACCAUGAACGAUCCCCAGGCCGAGUUGCAGGGUCUCACCAAGCCACCCAAAGAGCCCAAGAAGUUGACUCCGUUCGGUAGCAGGGCAAGUAGUCGGGCGCCUAGUCCCAGUCCCUCAUUCACCAACCUCAAGAAGGAAGCUGCUCGACAGGAGGUGCAGGCUGAGGGUGGCAAGGUGGCAGACGAGGCGAAGGAGGAGAAGGAUGCACUCAAGGUCGAGGCAGAGGAUGUCAAGGCGAGCAGUAGGAGGAACUCUCUCGCUGCAUCUGAGACUAGCGUUCGGCCAGGGCUGGCUUCGGUCAAGUCAAGCAAGAAGAAUCGUCUCUCGACCAUGUUUUCCCGCUCCAACAAGUCUAAGACGCAAAUCGAGACGCUCUCCAGAAUUCAAGCCGCAUCAAAGGCUACAUCGGCGACAAACUCACCAGAGCUCAGCGUCUAUGCCACACCAGCCUCAGAGGCUCCUGCUGCCAUGUCGCCUCAGUCUGCAGCUAUUUCGGCUGACAGCGAUGCGGAUAUCUCGCCUAUCGCUUUCCGUACGGUUGACCUCCCGCCGAUGACGCAAAACUCGAGGCCAACCAACAGCUCCAAUGUCGGCGGAAGUACCGAUGCAAGCCGGCCUUCCAGUGUCGCCCCUCAGGAUUCGAUCGAGUCGAAGGCGGCAGCUCCCAAGAAGCGGCCCAUUCGUGCCUUGUUGCGCCGACUCAGCAGUUUCAGCGGCGAUAGCGCAAAAGCAGAAGCAAAGAAGGCAGCUAGGAAGAACAGUGCAAAGGCAAAUUCCCCUGACGUGGCGACUAUGCCUGUUGUUGACAUGGACACGAUCAAGCAACUCAGCGAGAACCCAAACUCCACUUUGGAGGACAUUAAGAUAGGAGACGACAAGGUUGAGGUUGCGAAACCUGACGUGGAAACCGUAGAGGCAGAAGGCUUGGCGUCACGCCUCGAGGGCCUCGACCUGUCUAAGGCGUCGCCAGUGCCUGUGAACGAAGAGAUGUCUAAAAACGGCUUCGGAACUGGAAGUGCCUACAAGCUUAGUUCCAGCACCAGCAACCCGGACACGGACACUAAGCAGGCCAAGCCGACCACGGUUGCCGAGGAUGUAGUUGGUACCGCCCCCACUUCAACCGCCACAAAAGUAGCCGCAACCGAGAACUCAAACACGAGCACAGAGGAAGAAGCCGAAGGCCAAAUUGGCAGAACCGACUCUCAAACGCCGUCGUCCGAAGAUUCCUUUUUCCUUGGCGCCAGCAGCAGUCGACCAGGGAGCGGUGCAGGAGGGUUGAUGAAACACGGGAGUGAAAGCGCCAUAAGCGAGGAGCUUCACACUCCCGAUCCUUCCACCGCCCACUUGCCAGCUUCCAUGGCGGGAUUGGGAGGAAAGAAGGACGUGGACCCGGUGGUGACCAGCAUCCCUACUGAUGCUGAGCAGCCCGUUGCGCUAAUCUAA
This is a messenger RNA of Ustilago hordei, 3369 nucleotides long. RefSeq lists its product as uncharacterized. The record is from RefSeq and is a predicted model, not a curated record. NCBI's taxonomy places the organism in Eukaryota, Fungi, Basidiomycota, Ustilaginomycetes, Ustilaginales, Ustilaginaceae. The transcript has a single exon. Bases 1 to 3369 code for a protein of 1122 amino acids.